AUGAGCGGCGCAGAGGAUACUAGUAGUAAUCCACCAGAUCUCGUGAAUGAGGACACCACUAGUACUCCAUCUCCCAAGAUGGAAACGAGCAAGACAGAAGACAGUGGUGGCGAGACGGAUGACUCUCUCGUCAUUGUGGAUCCUUCGGACGUCGUGACGGAUAGUCCACCGGAAGCCCUGCAGAUUUUCUCGAUUGGCAGUGAAGAGGAUGCGUAUUCCUUUACGUUCCACGAAGCGAAACUCCAGUCCGUCUUGGCCAAAGUACCCGAGGACUGCAAGGUCUCUGUCGUGAGUGUGGUGGGUGCCUUUCGAACCGGCAAGAGUUUUGUCUUGACUUUCUUUCUCCGAUUUUUGAAUCUGUUGGAAGAGAAUCCCAGUCUUGUGGAGGAAGACAGCCAAUGGUACAACCAAUUGGAGUCUGUUGGAAAUAAGGGCUUUGAAUGGAAGGCUGGAAGUGAACGAAAUACCACUGGAAUUUGGAUGUGGAAUCAGCCGUUCUUUCUGAAUGGUGGAAAAUUGGCAGUCUUGUUGGUGGACACCCAAGGCAUGUUUGAUCACGAGACCACCAUGACUCUCACCACCUGCAUUUUUGGAUUGGGAUGUCUCAUGAGUAGCUAUAUGAUCUACAAUGUCGACAAGCGAAUCCAGGAAGACAACCUGCAGCACUUGGCGCUCUUCACGGAAUAUGCCAAAAUGGCCAUGGCUUCCAACGAGACGGACCGAGACAAAAAGCCAUUUCAACUCGUUGAAUUUUUGGUCCGUGAUUGGCAGCACUUUGAUGAUGAGGAAGAGUCCGCUGUCAAAAUGGCAGAGUCGAUGCAGGCAUAUCUCAACGAUGAGGUCAUGCAAAUGAGAGAAGCCAACGAUUUGAAGGAGACGCGGGAGCAAAUCAACGAUUGCUUUCAGAAAGUAUCCUGCUUUGGACUCUGCCAUCCAGGAACCAAGGUGAAAAAAAAAAAGAGAGAGAGUGCUCAUGAAAUUGUACAGGUAAUAUACUAA
This is a messenger RNA of Seminavis robusta, 999 nucleotides long. The record is from the annotation of a GenBank genome assembly. Lineage: Eukaryota; Bacillariophyta; Bacillariophyceae; Naviculales; Naviculaceae.